UCUAGAGUGUUCUUUGUUUAAUCGGAACCCUCCAGAAGCACCUUCACUCUUUUUCUUUUCCUCGCCUCCGCCCCAAAUCAAACUCCCAUAUCUUUUCUCUCCCUCCUUGACAACCAUCAGUUCAUCUCUCUAAAUUUUCUCUGUAACAACAAUGGCGAAGUACGGCGAAGGAGACAAGCGGUGGAUAGUCCAAGACCGACCCGACGGCACAAACGUCCACAAUUGGCACUGGGCAGAAACAGAUUGCCUCGGAUGGUCUAAAGACAAACUCUCAGAUUCUCUCUCUUCCCUCACCGUCCUGUCGGGGGAAGGAAACCUCUUCCUCAAAAUCAACAAACUCGACAAGCUCGAAGGAGAAGCGUAUGUCAAUAUCCGAAAGGGAAAGAUCAUUCCCGGAUACGAGCUUUCAAUGACGCUCUCUUGGGAGGGGGAAGUGAAGGAUGAAUCUGGAAAUUCAAUUUUGAAAUCGAAUGGUAAAGUUGAGAUCCCGUAUUUGUCGGAUGAGAAUGCGGAUGAGGACCCGGAAGUUAGGGUUUCGUUCGAGGACGAGGGUCCGGUCGGGAAGAGGAUCAAAGAUGCGUUUAUGGCAAAGGGUAAGGCGGUGGUGUUGGAGAAGGUGAGGGAGUAUGUUGAGAGUAUGGCGAGAGGUGGGCCGUGUAAGGAAGAACUUGAGGUUAAGAAGGUUGGCACUAAGGCGGCAGCUGAGGGUUCCGGCGGGGAAAAUAAGACAGUGGGUUCGGCAGCUGUGGAGGUGAAGAAGGAGGUGAAGAAGAGUGAGGAGAAGAAGGGGUAUAAGACGAUAAAAUUGAGUGAGAGGUUUAGGUGUAGGGCGGGGGAUUUGUAUGAGAUAAUGAUGGAUGAUAAUAGGUGGAAGGGUUUUACACAAAGUAAUGCUAAGAUUAGUAGGGAGGUGGGAGGAGACUUUAGUAUUUUUGACGGGUCCGUCACCGGGACUAAUGUGGAGUUGCAGGAAGGGAAGCUGAUUUUACAGAAAUGGAGGUUUGGGAAUUGGCCUGAUGGUGUUUUCUCUACGGUCAAACUGAUAUUCGAGGAGCCGGAAUCAGGCGUCACUGUCGUUAAAUUGGUUCAGACUGAUGUUCCUGAAGAAGACAGAUAUGGGAAUGGAACUGUUGUGGAGAACACAGAAAGAGGCUGGCGAGAUCUCAUCUUUCAAAGGAUACGAGCAAUCUUUGGCUUUGGACUUUAAGUGCUGAACUGGGAACAUUUAUUUCCUUCUUCGUGAAACACACCAAUUGAUAAUCCUUUUGUUAAGCCAUGAACGAUAUUUGGUGAAGUGGCUGGACUAUUUCUCGGAUAAUCAUGCCAUCCAUUUGUCAUAUUAUUGUAGACCAGUGGUUAUUUUUCAGAAGUUUUGAACUGGUGAAGUUGGUCCUUCUCUUCUGGUCUUUUGGUUUGUUGCAUUGUGUUUCUAGUUUGACAUAAUAGUUAGCCUGCCGCCAAUUAAGUGGUCGACCAUUGAACUGAGGAAGGAUCUGGUUUUUCUUGCUAAA
Molecule: messenger RNA, 1511 nt
Organism: Spinacia oleracea (spinach)
Lineage: Eukaryota; Viridiplantae; Streptophyta; Magnoliopsida; Caryophyllales; Amaranthaceae
Exons: 3
Coding region: 152-1207 (351 amino acids)
Biological process (GO): positive regulation of ATP-dependent activity; protein folding
Cellular component (GO): cytosol
Molecular function (GO): ATPase activator activity; protein-folding chaperone binding
Source: RefSeq, a predicted model, not a curated record